This is a messenger RNA of Oncorhynchus kisutch (coho salmon), 852 nucleotides long. Its product is annotated as translation initiation factor IF-2-like. The coding region runs from base 56 to 568 and encodes 170 amino acids. The record is from RefSeq and is a predicted model, not a curated record. The transcript has 3 exons. Lineage: Eukaryota; Metazoa; Chordata; Actinopteri; Salmoniformes; Salmonidae.
AGGCUACGGGUGUACAGGAUAAAGUAAUGGGUGCUGCGCAUCUUUUGUGUUUUCUAUGUUCAUCUCAGUGUGUUUUAUGCAACAUUUUACAUCUGAAACGUUCCCUCUGCUGUUUCUCACACAGAUAUAUGUCAGGAGCUUGAGGACGCAGACACCCCGUUAUCCUGGCAGUGCGAUGGCCGCCUUGAUUGACUACAUUCAGCGCAGAGACCAGGAGAGGGUAGCUGCUGUGGCCAGGCCUGCCCCAGCCAGCACCGCCCCAGCCAGCACCGCCCCAGCCAGCACCAUCCCAGCCAGCACCAUCCCAGCCAGCACCGCCCCAGCCAGCACCACCCCCGCCAGUAACGCCCGGCCCAACAGCGCGGCUACGCCUCUUGGUCCUGCGAUAUCUGCGUUCCUUUCAAGGCGCUCUCUCGCCCCAGGUGAACUGCAGGCGAAGAUGAAGAAACUCAUUGCAGUUCAAGGGGUGUCUUUCCCUCGACCAGCACUGCCGCCAACAGAUCUAUCAGACACAGGGCUGGUCAAAGCAGCUGCUGACAGAACAUGUUUGUUUUUACGUCACUAUUAAUUAACAUAGGAAGUUUGAUACGUUUUGAUAAGUAUUCAGUUAAAGUUUGCUGACAUAUUAAAGUGUGUUACAUUUUUCCCUGUCAUCAGCCCAAGGAAAUGUAUUGGUAAGAGUCAUCUGGAUUUUGAGGAGAGUCACUGCAUGUAUGAACUAUUAAAUAUGUUACCUAUCCAUUGUAGCUGCCAUCCUGCAUGUCACUGUCACACCCUGACCUUAGAGAGCCUUUUUAGGGCUCUAUUUGGUUUGGUCAGGGUGUGAUUUGGGUGGGCAUUUGAUGUUCUUUA